Messenger RNA from Manduca sexta (tobacco hornworm), 633 nucleotides. RefSeq names its product cell adhesion molecule 2-like. Lineage: Eukaryota; Metazoa; Arthropoda; Insecta; Lepidoptera; Sphingidae. The transcript is spliced from 4 exons. The annotation marks the transcript as partial. The record is from RefSeq and is a predicted model, not a curated record.
ACCAGCUCCAACAGUAAUGUGGUUGAUAGAUGGAACACCAGCCCCACAGUACAUCGGCGAGAAGACAGACACACACGUGGUAGUCAAUAAACUAGAGCUGCCACAUGUGAAGAGGAACCAUCUUAACACCACGUUCAAAUGUCGAGCAUCAAACACGAACCUCGUCAGCCCACAAGAGAAGACUGUAAGACUGGAAAUGAACUUGAGGCCCAACAUGAUCCAGAUCUUGAACAAACCGACGACUUUAUCUUCGGAACGAUACGUCAUUUUGAUGUGCGUGUGUGAAGGCAGCCGCCCGACAGCGCAACUAACGUGGUUUAAGGAUAAUAGAAAAUUUAAAAGAGGCAAGAUAAUAGAAGCAUUGAACGAGACGUGGGUGAGCAGCCAGCUGCAAUUCAUGCCGCUGCCGGAGGACGACGGGGUGCAACUCAAGUGCCAGGCGGACAAUAGCGCGCUCCCAGGACAGAGCAUCGAGGACUCCUUCAAAUUGGAUGUCGUUUAUCCUCCCGUGGUAUCCUUGUCAUUGGGCAGCACCCUCAACCCUCACGACAUCAAGGAAAGAGCGAUGACGUGUACUUCGAAUGCUCGGUCCGAGCCAAUCCUAAGGAGCAUCGGAUAUCCUGGUACCAUAAC